CUGGAGAGGACCAAGGCUUAUCCCAGGGAAAAGGAAUCAGGUUUUGAAACUGACUUCCAGAGCUCCACUGCCUCCCUGCACCAUGCCCUACAACUUCUGCCUGCCCAGCCUGAGCUGCCGCACCAGCUGCUCCUCCCGGCCCUGUGUGCCCCCCAGCUGCCACGGCUACACCCUGCCCGGGGCCUGCAAUAUCCCCGCCAAUGUGAGCAACUGCAACUGGUUCUGCGAGGGCUCCUUCAAUGGCAGCGAGAAGGAGACCAUGCAGUUCCUGAACGACCGCCUGGCCAGCUACCUGGAGAAGGUGCGUCAGCUGGAGCGGGACAACGCGGAGCUGGAGAACCUCAUCCGGGAGCGGUCCCAGCAGCAGGAGCCCUUGCUGUGCCCCAGCUACCAGUCCUACUUCAAGACCAUUGAGGAGCUCCAGCAGAAGAUCCUGUGCAGCAAGUCUGAGAAUGCCAGGCUGGUGGUGCAGAUCGACAAUGCCAAGCUGGCUGCAGAUGACUUCAGAACCAAGUACCAGACGGAGCAGUCCCUGCGGCAGCUGGUGGAGUCCGACAUCAACAGCCUGCGCAGGAUUCUGGAUGAGCUGACCCUGUGCAGGUCUGACCUGGAGGCCCAGAUGGAGUCCCUGAAGGAGGAGCUGCUGUCCCUCAAGCAGAACCAUGAGCAGGAAGUCAACACCUUGCGCUGCCAGCUUGGAGACCGCCUCAACGUGGAGGUGGACGCUGCUCCCGCUGUGGACCUGAACCAGGUCCUGAACGAGACCAGGAGUCAGUAUGAGGCCCUGGUGGAAACCAACCGCAGAGAAGUGGAGCAAUGGUUCGCCACGCAGACCGAGGAGCUGAACAAGCAGGUGGUAUCCAGCUCGGAGCAGCUGCAGUCCUACCAGGCGGAGAUCAUCGAGCUGAGACGAACGGUCAAUGCCCUGGAGAUCGAGCUGCAGGCCCAGCACAACCUGCGAGACUCUCUGGAAAACACACUGACGGAGAGCGAGGCCCGCUACAGCUCCCAGCUGUCCCAGGUGCAGAGACUGAUCACCAACGUGGAGUCCCAGCUGGCGGAGAUCCGCAGUGACCUGGAGCGGCAGAACCAGGAGUACCAGGUGCUGCUGGACGUGCGGGCGCGGCUGGAGUGCGAGAUCAACACGUACCGGAGCCUGCUGGAGAGCGAGGACUGCAAGCUGCCCUCCAACCCCUGCGCUACCACCAAUGCAUGUGAAAAGCCCAUUGGAUCCUGUGUCACCAAUCUUUGUGGUCCUCGUUCCCGCUGUGGGCCUUGCAACACCUUUGGCUACUAGAUACCCUGGGGCCAGCAGAAGUAUAGCAUGAAGACAGAACUACCAUCGGUGGGCCAGUUCUGCCUCUCUGACAACCAUCAGCCACUGGACCCCACCCCGAGGCAUCACCACAAAUCAUGGUCUGGAAGGAGAACAAAUGCCCAGCGUUUGGGUCUGACUCUGAGCCUAGGGCUACUUGAUCCUCCUCACCCCAGGUCCCUCUCCUGUAGUCAGUUUGAGUUCUGAUGGUCAGAGGUUGGAGCUGUGACAGUGGCAUACGAGGUGUUUUGUUCUCUCUGCUGCUUCUACCUUUAUUGCAGUUCCCCAAAUCGCCUAAUAAACUUUCCUCUUGCAAAGCA
Messenger RNA from Gorilla gorilla gorilla (western lowland gorilla), 1635 nucleotides. RefSeq names its product keratin, type I cuticular Ha3-II. NCBI's taxonomy places the organism in Eukaryota, Metazoa, Chordata, Mammalia, Primates, Hominidae. Bases 83 to 1297 code for a protein of 404 amino acids. Gene Ontology annotation, molecular function: structural molecule activity. The record is from RefSeq and is a predicted model, not a curated record. The transcript is spliced from 7 exons. Gene Ontology annotation, biological process: intermediate filament organization; epithelial cell differentiation. Gene Ontology annotation, cellular component: cytoskeleton.